This is a messenger RNA of Portunus trituberculatus (swimming crab), 1425 nucleotides long. RefSeq lists its product as uncharacterized. The transcript is spliced from 6 exons. The record is from RefSeq and is a predicted model, not a curated record. Lineage: Eukaryota; Metazoa; Arthropoda; Malacostraca; Decapoda; Portunidae. Bases 108 to 1253 code for a protein of 381 amino acids.
GGGGAAAAGAAUAUUGGGUUAAUUUUCCUGUACUCCUCAAAAGCUGCUUCACUUCCUUGGGCCACGCAGCAACGUAACAAUCGGUGCGCUCGCCACUUUCCUUACAUAUGUGCCUUGCUGACGUGAAAAUGUCACCUGAGGUCGUACGUGUCAAGUUUGAGCGAGGAAAACUACCUAGGCGCGGUUCAAGGGUUGCGUGUCAGUGGGUGGUUGUGGCUGCGUUGUGUGUUGUUGUGGCGCUGGGUGUGUUGUGGCUCAUACACCAUCUUACAUGUUGCCACACGCAAUCACCGGAUCACAGAGUUGAGGCAAGGCAGGCGACGCUGAAGACCCAUCAGAAUGAAGGACUCAGAAUCAGUUACUUUUCCUCUUACUGGUCAUUUGAAAGUGAUAAAUAUUCGAGGAUGAGUAGAGCAAGAGGAGCAAUGUCAACGGUUUAUAUGUACAAUAAUACCCCCACGCAUUCUCGCAGCGUUGACCUAGAGGAGGAAACGCCCGCUCAACGCCUACACCGACUCCUGACGCACCCAACUACCUCCUGCAGGAAGUUGAUCCGAGUAGGCGGUCGAUCCUGCCUAGGUGCUUACGAUGGUUCAAAACUGGUAUGUCUGGAUGAGUGGGUCGGCCUGGUGCCUCAAGACUGCUUAGUGUACUCCUUCGGGAUCGGCCACGACUUCACUUUUGAUGAGCAUAUGCAGGACUUGGGCUGCGAGGUUCAUGCCUUUGACCACGACGCGGACCACGAGCACUACGACUACCGCCUGGGUCCCACUGCUUUCUUCCACAAAGCCCGCAUCGGUUCGGAGACAGGAUACAUGAGGUCAUGUGACGGUGACGUGUGUGAUCCUCUCAUCAACUACCUCACCCUCGCAGACAUUACAAAGCUUCUCGAUCACGGUGGUCGGCGUCUCUCCUAUUUGAAAAUGGAUAUCGAGAGCGAGGAGUGGUCGGUGCUCAGCCAGAUCCUGCACCAUCAAAACUCAUCGGCCACCCUCGCAUCUACUGCUCAGCUUUCUUUAGAAAUCCACAUAGAGCUUCAUGGCAAAUCACUAAGCGAGAAAAGGGCCCGAAUAGCCUCAUGUCUAGCUACCCUGGAAGAGCUGGCGAAUCUUGGUUUCAAGCUGCUGACCUACGAGGAGAACGAACUCAACCCCCAAUACGAAGACAUCGAUGGAGCUCACUUGGGACUUUAUGCAGAGAUUCUCCUCUUACGCACCAACCGCAACAGUACCUACAUCAAUCCAUCGAAUUAAUGGAACUUCUAAAACAGGGUUGUUUGAAAAGUCUAGAGGACAAGGUAUGCAAGUGGAUGGUGGGGGUGGGGGGGCAAUAAAAGGAUGGAUGUAUGGGAGUGCUUAGGAGUUUAAAUAUUCUAUAAUGUUAACAUGGGUGGAUUUGCGUUAAAAAAUAGACAAGCACCUUCCA